AUGAGCGGCGCGCCGCCGCGAGACCCCUUCUACGCCUCUCCGUUCGGCCCAUUCUACCGGAGGCACGCGCCGUGCGCCACACAGCCGGACUACCGCGUGCACGAGCUCAACAAACGCCUACAGUCCCGCACCGAGGACUGUGAUAUUCUGUGGUGGGAUGCGUUCUGCACUGAGUUUUUCGAGGAGGAUGCAACGCUAACACUCUCAUUCUGUCUGGAGGAGGGACCAAAGACAUAUACAAUCGGACGGGCGCUCAUCCCCCGUUUCUUCAGCACGCUGUUUGAAGGAGGAGUGUACGAGCUGUUUUUCGAGUUGAAACACACAAAAGAGUCGUUUAACAACUCCACCAUCACUGUAGACUGCCACCAGUGCACCAUGAUAACGCAGCAUGGCAAGCCUACAUUCGCAAAGGUGUGUACGGAAGGCCGUCUGAUUUUGGUGUUCACGUUCGAUGACCUCAUGAGAAUCAAAACGUGGCACUUCACUAUCUCGCACUACAGUGAGCUCAUUCCUCGCAGUGUGUUGGCUGUUCACGCACAAGACCCUGGAGCUCUGGAGCAACUGUCCAAAAACAUCAGCAGAGUGGGACUAACCAAACUUACACUGAACUACCUCAGACUGUGUAUGAUUCUUGAGCCAAUGCAGGAGUUGAUGUCGAGGCAUAAAACGUACGGCCUGAGUCCACGAGACUGCCUGAAAACCUGCCUCUUUCACCAAUGGCAAAGAAUGACAACACCACCAGUUGGACCCUCGCCCAACUUUAAGACAGAAAUUUUUCAAUCAAAUUCCAAAAAAUCAGAACCAGCCAAACCAACAGCAAAGAGAAGAAGGAGGCGGAACUCAGCCGGCAGCGCAUCCAAUAGCAGCGCAGGAAACAGUAAGAAGCGCAGCCCAGCCAACAGCUUCAGCCUGCCCACACAGGAUGUAAUGGUGGUCGGGGAGCCAUCUCUGAUGGGGGGGGAGUUGGGGGACGUGGACGAGCGCUUGAUCACGAGGCUGGAGAACGAACAAUAUGACCCCACCAAUGGUCUCCAUGACGACGGUCUCCAUGACUACACCAACUCACAGGCGCUCAGCAACAGCAGCCCCUGGAACGGCCAGCCCCCUGGCAACCAGGACAGCAAGCCUGAUGCCAUGGCAACGCAGCAGUUGGAGUAACGUGAGCUGACAGCGGGUCGCCAUGGAAACGGAGCCACCGAGGGAUGGGAGUGCUCAUCUGGGGAUGGAGAGAGGGAAUUUGUGUAUGUGCGUGCGUGUGUUUGCAUAUGCGUGCGUGAGAGAAGACGUGUGACGUAUGACGUCAUCCCAUACGUAAAACUAUCACAUUGGCUUUAAUAGUAUUUUUUUUCAAUCUCCAUCUCCAGAGACAGAGACCAAUGAAGAAAAAAAUAAAAAUGAAUCCAAUCACAGCACACAUUUCCAUUGCUUGUAUCAGUAAAAGUUCAAACAUAGAAAGCUCUAUAAAUACGCUGCGCUGUCGACUAAUUUCAUACGGGACUUUUUAAGCUCUCUGGACAAUUCCGCUUUAAUUCUGUUCUAUAAUCUUUGUUUUCAGAAGUUGAUGAAAUUGUCUUCUUUGUGGAUAUCGUAUUGUUUUUUUUAUUGGCACAACUGCAGAUAACUUUACCCUUUAUUACCUAAUUGUUUAAUGUGUAAUGUAAUAUACCUGCAGGUAUGUGUAUUUACCAUUACGUGUGUAUUUUCUGUAUGCUUUUAUGCUUUUCAAUUAUUCGCAUCAAUAAACUGUGUUCGGUUAAGACAACAGGCCAAUGCCUUAGUUACUCGGUCAGUUAUUUAAUAUUAUUUGAUUCAAUGCUGAGUUAAAUAAAACAUUUUCAAUGAAGUCAAA
Messenger RNA from Colossoma macropomum (tambaqui), 1849 nucleotides. RefSeq names its product LIM domain binding 2b (gene ldb2b). Lineage: Eukaryota; Metazoa; Chordata; Actinopteri; Characiformes; Serrasalmidae. The transcript is spliced from 9 exons. Gene Ontology annotation, cellular component: transcription regulator complex; nucleus. Gene Ontology annotation, biological process: nervous system development; positive regulation of transcription by RNA polymerase II; negative regulation of transcription by RNA polymerase II. Gene Ontology annotation, molecular function: LIM domain binding. Bases 1 to 1158 code for a protein of 385 amino acids. The record is from RefSeq and is a predicted model, not a curated record.